UGGCGCCUGCGGGGCGGACCUCGGGAGGGCGGCGGGAGCUGGUGUUAGUGGUGGUGACCACGGGCUGCUAGCCGACCGGGACCGGGACCGGGACCGGGGCCGGGUGUGGGGGCCCCCUCCCGCGGACAGCAGCGACGCGGCGCCUUGGCAGAUGGCUCCCUCGGGCUCGGCGCGCGCCCUGCGAGCUUGCGCUGUGUUCUCAUUUCACUAGCGAGGAGGCUUAGGCAGAGAGGCGAAGACAUUAGUCCAAGGUCACGCAGCUGGGUCUCCACCACCCAGCUCCAUGCUUCGAAUCCUGCUCUCUGCCCAGACUUCCCCUGCUCGGCUGUCUGGCUUGCUGCUCAUCCCACCAGUACAGCCCUGUUGUUUGGGACCCAGCAAGUCCGGGGACCGGCCUUUUGGAGGAGGCCCUGUGCAAGGCCUUCAACGGCUUCUGGAACAGGCACGGAACCCUGGGGAGCUACUGCGAUGGCUGAGCCAGAACCCCACCAAGGUGCGAGCUCAUCACUACCCCGUGGCACUCCGGCGUCUGGGCCAGCUCUUGGUGUCUCAGCCUAGGCCCUCUCCUGUGGAGCAGGCCACACUGCAGGACUUGAGUCAGCUCAUCAUCCGAAACUGCCCCUCCUUUGACGUUCACACCAUCCAUGUGUGUCUCCACCUUGCAGUCUUACUUGGCUUUCCAUCAGAUGGACCACUCCUGUGUGCCCUCGAGCAGGAGCGCAGGUCCCGUCUCCCUCCAAAGCCGCCCUCCCCACAUCAGCCUGCCAUCUAUGGUGGUCAAAGGUUGGAAGCGGCCCUGAGCUGCCCCCGUUUCCUGCAGUACCCUCGUCAGCAUCUGAUCAGGAGCCUGGCAGAGGCAAGGCCAGAAGAACUGACUCCUCAUGUAAUGGUGCUUCUGGCCCAGCACCUGGCCCGGCACCGCUUGCGGGAACCCCAACUUCUGGAAGCCAUUGCUCAUUUCCUGGUGGUUCAGGAAGCCCAGCUCAACAGCAAGGCGGUACAGAAGUUGGUCCUGCCUUUUGGGAGGUUGAACUACAUGCCCCUGGAGCAGCAAUUUAUGCCCUGUCUUGAGAGGAUCUUGGCUCGGGAAGCAGGGGUGGCACCCUUGGCCACAGUCAACAUUUUGAUGUCACUGUGCCAGCUUCAGUGCUUGCCCUUCAGAGCCCUGCAGUUUGUCUUUUCUCCCAGUUUCAUCAACCACAUCAAUGGCACCCCGCCUUCUCUGAUUGUGCGACGCUACCUCUCUCUUCUCGAUACGGCUGUGGAGCUUGAACUCCCAGGAUACCAAGGCCCCCGCCUUCCCCAGAGGCAGCGAGUGCCCAUCUUCCCACAGCCCCUCAUCACUGACCGUGCACGCUGCAAAUACAGUCACAAGGACAUGGUAGCUGAGGGACUGCGCCAGCUGUUAGGGGAAGAAAACUACCGUCAGAAUCUGACGGUACCUCCAGGCUACUGCACAGACUUUCUACUCUGUGUGGGUAGUUCUGGUGCUGUGCUACCUAUGAGGACGCAAGACCCCUUCCUGCCCUACCCACCACGGUCCUGCCAACAGGGCCAGGCAAACUUUAACUCCACACCCCAAGACCCUGCCCAAAGGGUGGUGCUGAUGCUGCGAGAACGCUGGCAUUUCUGCCGAGACGGCAGGGUGCUGCUGGGCUCUCGGGCCCUGAGGGAGCGGCACCUGGGCCUAAUGGGCUACCAACUCCUACCGCUGCCAUUUGAAGAGCUGGAGUCUCAAAGAGGUCUGCCGCAGCUCAAGAGCUACCUGAGGCAAAAACUUCAGGCCUUAGGUCUUCGCUGGGGACCUGAGGGUGGGUGAGGGGGUACACACAGGGUUCAGGAUGGAUCCCCUAUGGGGAGGAGGGCGGACAAUUUGCACUUUGGCUCCCUGUUAUUUUUUUCAUUAAAAUCCCUUUCCUUCCUGAUGAUGAAUCUUGUUUCUGGGAUAACUGGGCUGGGCCACCACCUCUUUCCAUUCAUGACCCUCACCACCAAAGACACAAGACCAAGCCUAGGUUGGGGUUGAAGCACUUUACUGCAGGGUAAGGCGAAGGGGGCUUUAAAUUAUUCACUUAAAUAAAAAUGAGGAGGGGAGCCCCAGCC
Mus pahari (shrew mouse) is the source of this 2103-nucleotide messenger RNA. It is a transcript of the gene Fastk, whose product is annotated as Fas activated serine/threonine kinase. The record is from RefSeq and is a predicted model, not a curated record. The transcript has 10 exons. Gene Ontology annotation, cellular component: ribonucleoprotein granule; mitochondrial matrix. Gene Ontology annotation, molecular function: RNA binding. Bases 284 to 1819 code for a protein of 511 amino acids. Lineage: Eukaryota; Metazoa; Chordata; Mammalia; Rodentia; Muridae. Gene Ontology annotation, biological process: mitochondrial RNA processing; regulation of mitochondrial mRNA stability.